Molecule: messenger RNA, 1028 nt
Organism: Metopolophium dirhodum (rose-grain aphid)
Lineage: Eukaryota; Metazoa; Arthropoda; Insecta; Hemiptera; Aphididae
Exons: 2
Coding region: 119-949 (276 amino acids)
Source: RefSeq, a predicted model, not a curated record
AUAAACAAGAUGUGAUAUAAGAUACUACGCCAUUGCUAAUACAGCUCACAAAUUCUGUCGACAGUUAACCACCUAUACAGUAUAUACCUAUAACAAUCCCGCGGUCUCAUCUCUCGAGAUGGACUUUAAAUUUUUAUUGUUUUUUGUUCAAAUGGCUGCAGUCACUAAAGCACACAUGUUUAGAAUAACAAACAACUGCUCGUUUACUGUAUGGCCUGGCAUACAAGGCAACCCCGGACACAAACAUCUCGAAAAUGGUGGAUUUUCGUUGGACCCUUACAGGACUCAUUUAGUUAUCUCGUCUCGAAAUUGGACGGGCAGGAUUUGGGGCAGGACCAAAUGCAACAGUAAAGGAAAAUGCGAAACUGGCGAUUGUGGGAGCAAGAUUCAAUGCAACGGGACCAGGGGCGUUCCACCCUUGUCCCUAGCUGAAAUAGAGCUCUCCAAGGUCGACGAAGUGGACUUCUACCACGUGUCGUUGGUGGACGGCUUCAACCUGCCGAUCAAGAUUAGACCUGUCCCAUUUUCAGAGUCCAUGAAAAAUGAUACCAACUGUCAGCUGGCUUAUUGUUUUUCUAACCUGAACAGCAGGUGUCCGGCCAAACUGGCUGUUAAGGCGGCCGAUGGCUCCAGCGUGGUGGCGUGCAAGAGCGCCUGUACGCUGUUUAACACGAAGUCUGACUGCUGCCAAGGUGUCUACACCACCCCAAAGACUUGUAACAGAAGCUCGUGGCCCAAAAACUAUCCGGCAUACUUCAAGUCAGCCUGUCCAUACUCCUACAGUUACCCAUUCGACGACACGUCCAGCAUACACACGUGUCAAGGCAAUGCUAAAACCAAGUACCACGUCAUAUUGGGAGGCCGUAUUAAUCCGGAAAAUAAAUGGGCGGAACGUAUAAAUUCCGGACCGUAUAAAUCCGGAACGUAUAUCGCCGGAAUCCAAAAGUGAAAAACCGUAUUUGGCCGGAACGUAUACCUCCGGAAUUAAAAAAAAUACUAAACCGUAUUUUCCCGGAACGUAUUUAUCC